AUGUCGGACGAAAAGCCCCACGACCACCAGCUCGAGCACGCGAUCUCAAACCACGACAUCAAAAACCCUGACGUCCUCGAGAUCGAGGCCAAGGAGGCGCUGGCCACCGAGCAUGCUCUCACCACUGCCCAGGCCGUCCGGGCUUAUCCGAUGGCCAUUUUCUGGUGUUUGAUGGUUUCCAUGUGUGUCAUCAUGGAAGGCUACGACACCAUCCUUAUCGGAAACUUCUACGCCUACCCGGCCUUUGCCAAAAAGUACGGCCAGUACAUCGACGAGUCGGGACAGCACCAGCUCUCUGCAGCUUGGCAGGCCGGUCUCGGUAACAGCUCCGGCGUGGGCUGCUUCUUCGGCGUCCUCAUCAACGGAUUCCUGGUUAACAAGUUUGGUCAGAAGCGCGUGUUGCUGGCCUCGCUCGUCGUCCUCAGCUGCUUCCUCUUCAUCGUCUUCUUCGCCCCCAACAUUGGCGUUCUCGCCGCCGGUGAGCUGCUCUGCGGUUUGCCGUGGGGUGUGUUUGCUUCGUCGGCCCCCGCCUACGCGUCCGAGGUCCUCCCCAUGAGCCUGCGCAUCUACCUCACCUCGUACACCAACAUGUGCUUCAUCAUCGGACAGUUGAUUGCCGCCGGCACGCUCGCCGGCCUUGUCCACCGCACCGACGAGUGGGGAUACAGGAUUCCUUUCGCCAUCCAGUGGGUCUGGCCUGCCAUCCUCAUCCCCGUGCUUUCGUUCUCGCCCGAGAGCCCGUGGCACUUGGUGCGUAAGGGUCGCUUUGAGGAGGCAGAGCACUCGCUCCGCCGCCUGGUACGCAAGUCGGCCGGCAUCGACGUCACGGCCACACUGGCGACGAUUGUCCACACCAACAACCUCGAGGUUGAGCUCUCCGCCGGCACCAGCUACAUGGACUGCUUCCGUGGUGUCGAGCGCCGCAGGACCAUCAUUGCCAUGGUGGCCUUUGCCGGACAGGUCCUUUCUGGCUCCAGCUUUGCCUACAACUCCACCUACUUCUUCCAGCAGGUCGGUUUGACGACGGACCAGACCUACAACCUCAACGUGGGCGGUACCGGCAUGGCUCUUGUCGGCACCCUCAUCAACUGGUUCUUCCUCAUGCCAUACGUUGGUCGCCGCCGCAUUUACCUCUGGGGCAUGUUCACCAUGUCUCUCAUCCUCUUCAUUAUCGGCAUCCUCAACGUCAAGACUCACGAUUCGACCAUCGGCAUGACCCAGGCUGUUCUCACCCUCGCUUGGACCUUUGUCUUCCAGCUCUCGGCCGGCCAGCUUGGAUGGGCCCUUCCCGCCGAGAUGGGCAGCACCCGCCUUCGCCAGAAGACCGUCUGCCUCGCCCGCAACGCCUACUACAUCAUCAGCGUCAUUGCCGGUGUGCUGCAGCCCUACUUUAUGAACCCCGCUCAGUGGAACCUCAAGGGUUACACCGGCUUCAUCUGGGGCGGCACUGCCUUUGCCACGUUUGUCUGGUGCUUCUUCUUCCUCCCCGAGACCAAGGGCCGCACCUUCGAGGAGCUCGACUGGCUCUUCGCCAAGCGCACGCCCACACGCAAGUUCCGCACCACCGAGGUCGAUGUCUUUGACCACGAGCAGCGCAACACCCUCGCGGUCGCCACGCCACACACUGUCUAA
This is a messenger RNA of Apiotrichum porosum, 1632 nucleotides long. RefSeq lists its product as uncharacterized. The transcript has 2 exons. Gene Ontology annotation, biological process: carbohydrate transport; transmembrane transport. Gene Ontology annotation, cellular component: membrane. Gene Ontology annotation, molecular function: carbohydrate:proton symporter activity. The coding region runs from base 1 to 1632 and encodes 543 amino acids. The record is from RefSeq and is a predicted model, not a curated record. Lineage: Eukaryota; Fungi; Basidiomycota; Tremellomycetes; Trichosporonales; Trichosporonaceae.